Messenger RNA from Cladophialophora psammophila CBS 110553, 873 nucleotides. RefSeq lists its product as uncharacterized. Bases 1 to 873 code for a protein of 290 amino acids. The transcript has 5 exons. Gene Ontology annotation, cellular component: cytoplasm. Gene Ontology annotation, molecular function: oxidoreductase activity, acting on the CH-OH group of donors, NAD or NADP as acceptor. The record is from RefSeq and is a predicted model, not a curated record. NCBI's taxonomy places the organism in Eukaryota, Fungi, Ascomycota, Eurotiomycetes, Chaetothyriales, Herpotrichiellaceae.
AUGGUUCUCGGGGAUUUCAGCGUAGGUGGGAAACUUGCUGUUAUAACGGGGGCUGGCUCAGGGAUCAACCUUGAGUUCGCGAAGCUGUGUCAGAAGCAUGGGUGCCGAGUGCUGGCUGCGGAUAUUAGAUCAACGCCAGAGCUUGAGGAAUGGCUACGAGAAGUCAGAGGAGCAGAAACUAAAGUUGUUUAUCAACAGACAGACGUGGUGCAAUGGGAUCAGCUCAAAUCCUUACUAAAAGUCUCGGAAAGAGAGUUCGGCGAGGCCCCUGACCUAUUUGUGGCUGGAGCUGGAAUUUUCGAAGCGAGAGGACCUUCAAAUUUCUGGGAGGACCUCGAAGAUGACCACUACCGACUGCUUGAUGUCAACGUUGGACAUGCCAUUCAGCUUACCCGCAUUGGCAUUCGAGAGCUUCUUCGAUAUAAAAAGAAGGGGGCGAUCUUGAUUGUGGGAUCGCUUGCUGGGUAUACUCCCAACUUCACUGCACCGCUCUAUGUUGCUUCAAAACAUGCCAUCACAGGCUUUGCCAGGUCGCUGGCUGAUUUAGACGAGAUUGCCGAUAUCAAAGUGGUCGCUUGUGCUCCAGGCAUGGUGUAUACAAGAAUAUGGACGGAUGCUCCGAAGGCAAUGGAGGAGUACAACAUAACCAAGGAAGUCUGUGCUCAGCCAUCAGAAAUAGCCGGUGCAAUGCUGUCAUUGGUCCAAUCAUCCCAGUGGCCUGCAGGAACCGUCCUGGAGGUUGCAAAAGGGCAACGUUGGAGGAACAUUCCGGCCUUUUACGCAGAACCGCCUGCUGGAGCAGGGGUCAAACCGGAACAGAACGAAGCUGAGAGACGGAUCAUAGCUCUCUUGGAGGCAGAGAGACAACACUAA